Molecule: messenger RNA, 1347 nt
Organism: Triticum dicoccoides
Lineage: Eukaryota; Viridiplantae; Streptophyta; Magnoliopsida; Poales; Poaceae
Product: GDSL esterase/lipase At5g41890-like
Exons: 5
Coding region: 35-1156 (373 amino acids)
Biological process (GO): lipid metabolic process
Molecular function (GO): lipase activity
Source: RefSeq, a predicted model, not a curated record
GAAACGCUCCACGGUUUGUUGCAGCAUACGUAAGAUGGCCGUGCUCCUUCGCCACUGCUGCCCUUCCCUCUUCACAGCAGUGAUCCUGCUCUUGUUCUGUCCAUCUCCGGCGUCGCCUCAUGCUUUCUUCAUCUUCGGCGACUCCCUCGUCGACGCGGGCAACAACGACUAUCUCGUGACCCUCUCCAAGGCCAACACCCCGCCAUACGGCGUCGACUUCUCGUUUUCUGGCGGCAAGCCGACCGGGAGAUUCACAAACGGCAGGACCAUUGCGGAUGUCAUCGGUGAAGCCUUGGGGCAGGAGAGCUUUGCUCCUCCCUACUUGGCUCCAAACUCUAGUGCUGAAGUGAUCAACAGUGGAACCAACUAUGCUUCUGGUUCUUCCGGCAUUUUCGACGAGACCGGUUCCUUUUACAUCGGAAGGGUGCCACUCGGACAGCAAAUCAGCUACUUUGAGAAGACCAGAGCUCAGAUACUGGCGACCAUUGGGGAGAAAGCCGCGGCCGACUUCUUGGGGGAGGCGCUCAUCACGGUGGCUGCUGGAUCCAAUGACAUUUUGGAGUACCUCUCACCUUCAGUGCCAUUCUUCGGACGACAGAAGCCUGAUCCUGCAGAUUUUCAGGACGCCUUGGUUUCCAAGUUGGCAUUUCAUCUGAAGCGGCUGAACGAACUCGGGGCUAGGAAAUUUGUCAUCGCCGACGUCGGGCCGCUGGGCUGCAUACCGUACGUCCGCGCCCUGGAGUUCAUCCCUGCCGGGGAGUGUUCCGCAGCUGUGAACAAGCUCUGCGAAGGCUACAACAAGAGGCUGAAGAGGAUGAUCGGCAGGCUGAACCAGGAGAUGGGCCCGGAGAGCGCGUUUGUCUACACCAACACCCACGGCAUCGUCAUGGAGAUCAUUCGGCAGCACAGUCAAUACGGUUUCGAGGAGGCGCUGGACCCUUGCUGCGGCGGCAGCUUCCCGCCGUUCCUCUGCAUCGGCGUCGCCAACUCGAGCUCCGCCACCCUGUGCGAGGACCGCUCCAAGUACGUGUUCUGGGACGCGUUCCACCCGACCGAGGCCGUCAACUUCAUCGUCGCCGGCAGGAUCGUCGACGGCGGCGCCGCCGAUGCGUCGCCCGUCAACGUCCGCGCCUUGUUCCAGCGUCGAUACGGAUGAACGAGGAGAUCGCCUUGUGUGCGUGCAUGCACCGCAUCGUGGAAUAUCUUCUCCGCCCGCGCAACACUUUCCGCACGUCUUCAAACGUGUAGAACGUGACGGGCGACGGUGACUUUGACGCGCGGCAAUUUUCUUUUCUUUUUCCUUCUCUGCUGUCGUUGCCUUUGGCUGCUUUGUGAAGGCCGGAAAGU